AUGAGUUCUGCGGUGCAUCCUAAGGACCUCGAGAGUUCUUCCAGCGAUGGCUCAAUUCAGAUUCCUGCCCCAGCUGCUCGCCCCAGGAUAUCUCGGUCUCAGACCUCAAAGAGCUUAUUUCUAGGCAUGAAGGAUGUGGACAGCUAUACUCGUUCAGUCACUAUGGCGCAAUUCCUUUAUCGUCGAUUUCAGGAGAAAGGCUGGUUACACCCUGAUCCAGCUGCAAGGCUCACUUCUUCACUCGGCAUCAUCAUCCGUGUUGAGCCUGAAACAGAGGAGGAAGUACAAUUUGUUUCAAAGCCAGAUGACACAGAUUCCGACUUGCAAUUGAUCAGCGCAAAUCUUGGCCUAGAAGCUGUGUUCACCAUGUCAUCAGAUAUCACAGCUUUGAUCUUUAAGCGAAUUGGGAAGAAUGAUUCAGAAGUGACCUUGUCACCACACAACAUCACCGUUCCCGUUGUGGAUUCAUUGAGCGCAUUGGCUUUUGAUAACUCCAAUGUGAGAAGACGAGACUUCUGCUGCUUCUCGAGGCAAGAGAAGGCCGUCCUCAUCUGGACGAAUUCGCCUGAUGAGCUCAUGACACACGCAAUUGAGGUAGAAACUAAGCUGAUGGGCUCUAUAUGGGGAACUAUGAUGGUUUCUGGAACUCAAAGUCCUCGACUCAGCCGCCCAUUAACAAUGAAUGGGCCGGGAGGUCUAACUCCAUAUCAACAUCGGACACCAAGCAUAAUCUCCGAUAGCCCUAGCCGAGCCUAUACGCAUUCGAACGAGAAGGGUCUAGUCGUACUCGAUGAAGUUGAUCUUACUGCCGAAGACGAAGAAUCCGCGGCACCUGUUGCCCGCCCAUUUCUCCUUUCCCAUUCUGUUAUGGUUGGCCUCGCCAUGUGCUUGCUGAUGGUCAUUGAAUGCUUCGCCGUACGCUUGAUUAUUAUCGAAAUCAAGGCGCUUGGCACUCCAAUGCUUCCUCGUCUUGGCUUGUUGGCACCACUACCUAUCUUUAUGUUUUUCACGCUCUUUUUCACCAUUGUCAUCAUCGGUACUGGUUUCCAGAUGUUCGGUCCAAUGAACGACGUCAAAUAUGGUAACUCACGCUUUUACAGCUCACAGCCUCCAAGCCUCAAGCGUCAUCCAGAUUAUCAAUUCCCGCAUGUUACCAUUCAAAUGCCUGUUUAUAAAGAAGGUCUAAAAGGUGUCAUCAUUCCUACCAUCGAGAGUUUGAUGCCGGCUAUUCGUCAUUACGAGUCCCUCGGCGGCACAGCCAGUAUCUUCGUCUGCGAGGACGGCAUGCAAGCUGUUAGCCCCGAGGUUGCUGAGAUGAGGAAGAGGUUCUACAAAGCUAACAAUAUUGGUUGGUGUGCUCGACCACCUCAUAAUAAAGACGGUUUUGUUCGAGCUGGAAAAUUCAAGAAAGCCUCAAACAUGAACUACGCCCUUAGUUUCAGUCUUCGGGUCGAGGAUGAGCUUCUGCGUUUGAUGAAGUUAAAGGCUGAUGCAGAGGGAAGAACUCAAGAGUCUCUUUCUAUUGAGGAGGAAGAGGAGCUUUACCAGCAGGCUUUACAAACUGCUCUUGAGGGCGAUGAAGGCAAGACUUGGGCAGAGGGAAACAUCCGUAUGGGAGAGAUCAUUCUGCUUAUUGACUGUGAUACCCGAGUUCCUGUUAAUUGUCUUUCUCUUGGAGCCUUGGAAAUGGAGGAAAGCCCUGAAGUCGCUAUCAUUCAGCAUGCAUCCGGUGUCAUGCAGGUUAUUCACAGUUUCUUCGAGAAUGCUAUCACUUACUUCACCAACCUCGUUUACUUGCUCAUCAGAUUCUCAGUCGGUAAUGGUGACUGCGCACCAUUCGUUGGACACAACGCUUUCCUCCGGUGGAAAGCCAUUCAAAGUGUCUCAUUCAUGGAGAAUGGCAUUGAGAAGUUUUGGUCUGAAAGUCAUGUGUCUGAAGAUUUCGAUAUGUCUCUUCGGCUUCAAACUGCUGGCUUCGUUGUGCGACUUGCAACCUAUGAUAAGGGUGAAUUCAAAGAAGGUGUGUCACUCACCGCGUUCGAUGAGCUGCUUCGAUGGGAAAAGUAUGCAUAUGGUUGUUCAGAGCUGAUCUUCCAUCCUGUCUACCAAUGGAUAUACCGUGGCCCCUUUACCGAACUUUUCCGUCGUUUCCUCUGGUCGAACAUGAAGGUAUCAGCAAAAUUCACAAUUCUCGGAUAUAUCGGAACUUACUAUGCCAUUGGCGCAUCGCUUCCUCUGUCUAUUGCCAAUUACUUCCUGACAGGUUGGAUUGCAGCAGACUUGGAUCACAGCUAUCUCCCCAGUUGGGACAUGCUUUGCGGUACACUUUUUAUUUUCGUUGUUGUUAGUCCGAUUGCCUUUGCAUGGUAUAGACAUCGAAUAGGCGAUAAAAAGUUCCUCUGGGCCUUGCUAGAGGCGUUCAUGUGGAUGCCCUUCUUCGUUAUCUUUUUCGGUGGUGUAUCCUGGCAUAUUUCGUAUGCUCUCCUGGCUCACAUGUUCUGUCUUCCCAUUGAGUGGUCAUCAACAGCCAAGGAACUUGAAGCUGGUGGUUUCUUUAUUGGUAUGGAGAGGGUGUUUAAAGCGUUCAAGAUGGUCCUGCUGUUUAUGGCUUKCUUGACUGCUUGUGUGAUCUAUAUGGCUCAAUUCGCACCUUAUGGGUGGAAGAUCAGUUCCUGGACAUCCAUUCUGCCAGUGGCUAACCAAAUCGUCGGUCACGUCUUGUUACCUGUGAUGACCAUUCUGCUUUAG
Messenger RNA from Talaromyces amestolkiae, 2748 nucleotides. RefSeq lists its product as uncharacterized. The transcript has 8 exons. The record is from RefSeq and is a predicted model, not a curated record. NCBI's taxonomy places the organism in Eukaryota, Fungi, Ascomycota, Eurotiomycetes, Eurotiales, Trichocomaceae. The coding region runs from base 1 to 2748 and encodes 915 amino acids.